This is a messenger RNA of Melanotaenia boesemani (Boeseman's rainbowfish), 5583 nucleotides long. RefSeq names its product IQ motif containing GTPase activating protein 3 (gene iqgap3). Lineage: Eukaryota; Metazoa; Chordata; Actinopteri; Atheriniformes; Melanotaeniidae. Gene Ontology annotation, biological process: regulation of actin cytoskeleton organization; regulation of GTPase activity. Gene Ontology annotation, cellular component: cytoplasm. Gene Ontology annotation, molecular function: actin filament binding; calmodulin binding; GTPase activator activity. The record is from RefSeq and is a predicted model, not a curated record. The transcript is spliced from 38 exons. The coding region runs from base 199 to 5130 and encodes 1643 amino acids.
UCUUUUCAACCUCAGACAGGAAACAGGAGCGGAGGACGGUUGGAAUACGCGAGCUCCCACCAAAACCUGGUUUUUCUUCCUUACAUGUCUGACGCGAACCGGAUUUUUUGGGACAUUUUUUGGGCAUACAUUCAGAAAGAAGGAAAAGAAACGAUUAUUAAUUAGUCAGAGGACGACGAAACGGAGCUGAUAGCCAUCAUGGUGGAUUCAGCAGCACAGAGUUCCUGUGAGCGUCUCACGGCAGAGCAGAUGGACGAACAGAGGAUCCAGAAUGUGGCCUAUCAGUACCUGUGCAGGUUAGAGGAGGCCAAGAGGUGGAUGGAGGCGUGUCUGGGGGAGGAGCUUCCUGCUCCCACUGAAUUGGAGGAGGCGCUGAGGAACGGUGUCAUCCUCGCCAAACUGGGUCAUCACUUUGCUCCACAUGCUGUCCCCCUGAAGAAGAUUUAUGACCCUGACCUGCUUCGAUACCAGGCCGUGGGUCUUCAGUUCCGCCACACUGACAACAUCAACCACUGGAGGAUCGCCAUGACGGCGUUGGGUCUGCCAGCUAUCUUCCAUCCUGAAACUACAGACGUUUAUGACAAGAAGAACAUGCCAAGAGCUGUUUACUGUAUCCACGCUCUCAGCCUGUACCUGUACAGACGAGGGUUGGCUCCUCAGAUCUAUGAUCUUUAUGGAAAAGUGAAGUUUACAGACGAGGAGAUCAGCUAUAUGAAGCUGGAGCUGGAGAAAUACGGCAUCCAGAUGCCGGCUUUCAACAAGAUUGGAGGGAUCCUGGCCAAUGAGCUGUCAGUGGACGAAGCUGCAGUUCACGCAGCAGUAGUUGCCAUCAACGAGGCGGCGGACAGGGGGGUUGUGGACGCCACUGCCAAGGCUCUAAAGAACCCUGCCGCUCUGCUGUCUGACCUCCAGGAGGCGCUGAUGGCCGUCUACCAGGGGGUGCUGCAACAGGCCAGGAGGAGGAAGGCUGCUGCAUGCAGGUGUGGAGGUGUGGAGGACAAAGACAUGUACGAGGAAUACCUGAGCCAGAGGGAGAUCCAGGAGCACAUCAUUACUGUUAAUGUCCGAUCAGCUGUGGAGCAGGUGGAUGAAGCUCUGGAUGCUGCAGAUGAACUUUCCCUGCUUUCUGCUCUACACCUGCCAUGUUUGGCCCUUAGGGGACUUCGUACCGACAACGCCCCCUGGUACCUGGACCAGCUGUUAGCGGAUCGCCAGCAGAAGGCUCUGGAUCAGGGCUCAGUAGAUCCGCUGGACCCCGUGGAGCUGCAGGAGAGUGUCUCUGUCGCCAACCGGGAAGUUCAGAGAGCCAGAAACAUGCACGCAGCCGUGCAAAGUGUUAAUGCGUCUCUUCGCGGCGAUGACCCCCGCCGCACCAUCAGCUGUCUGAUAACCUCUGACCUUCAGCUUCCUAAAGUUUUUCCAUCAGCUGCUGCGCUGUACCACAGAGAGCUGCAGCUGCUGCAGAGGCAUACCCCACAGGGGGAGCUCCAGCAGGAGGAGCUGUUUGUUGCCGUGGAGAUGCUGUCAGCUGUUGCACUCAUCAAUCAGGCCCUGGAGGUGGGACACCUGCAGCAGUUCAGCUCCUCAUUGGUCAGUCUGUCUGCAGGACUUUCUGAUGUAGACCACUCCCUGCUGGACAGGUACUUUCAUCACCUGUGUGGAGUGAAGCAGCAGGUGAGCAGAGAUCUGAGCUGGAAUCAGCUGCAGGAGGGAAUUAACUCUGUCAACAACUCAGCUCAAGAUGAAGAGCAGCAGCUCCUGGCAGUCCGUCUGAUAAACGAGGCGGUGGAGAGGGGAGACCUCCAGCAGCUGCUGUCCUCCCUCAUGCUGCCCUCCUGUGGAUUGGAGGAGGUCCUACCUGCCAACACCUGCAGAUACCUGACCUUGCUGACUGCAGCCAGGCAGCAAAAAGCCCAGGUGAGCAGAGACCCAGGAGCUGCGCUGUGGUUGGCCGACAUCCAGGAAGCAGUGAGGCAGGCCAAUCAGCAGACUCAGAAAGCCCUGAAGUUGUGUCUGGCGGUGGCUGCGGUGAACCAGGCUGUGAAGGAGAACCAAGCCAAGCAGACUCUGAGGGUUCUGGCUCUACCUGAGGUGGACCUUCGAGGAGUUUUACCCCACUGUGCUGAAGAAUAUCAGAGAGCCCUGAUAGACCUGAUUGAUCACAGAAAACGCACAGGUGACAACAGAAGUCCGUGGGUCCGAGUCCGAUUGCAGGGCGGAACCUUUUACUUCUUCCACCUGAACAGACUGGAGGGAAGCUGGGAGAGACCCCCCCAGUUCAAACACAACACCGUGUUUAUCGACCACCUCGAGAUACAGGAAGUGAUCAACAGCGUCUCUUCCUCGUACAGCCGUGGCCUCCUGUGGCGGAGCAGAGAAUCCCUCAUUGUUGACUUGCAGGCUUGUUGUCGAGGGUUCCUGAUCAGACAGCAGCUAGAGGCUCGACGGCGUUACCUCAUCAGUCAGACACCUGCUGUCGUCAUCAUCCAGGCCCACUGGAGGAGGUUCAUCCAACAGCAGGGCUACAGGAGGCGGUUGCAGUUCCUCUACAUGAACUGGAGGGCCGUGGUUAAGAUCCAGGCAUUUGUGAAGAUGUGGUUGGCGAGGAGGAAAUAUCGAGCUCGGCUGAGUUUCUUCAGACGUAACGUGGGUGCUGUUAUCAAGAUCCAGGCCUUCUUCAGAGCCAGCAGAGCGAGACACGAGUACAGGAUGCUAGUGCACUCAGACACGCCCCCCCUGUCUGUGGUCAGGAAGUUCCUUCACCUGCUUGACCUGGGUGAUGGUGACAUCAGAGAGGAGGCGGAGCUUCUACGUCUGAGGGAGGAGGUGGUGAGGAACAUUCGCUUCAACCGACAACUGGAGGCAGACCUGGACCUGAUGGACCUGAAGAUUGGUCUCCUGGUCCGGAACAGAGCCACUCUGCAGGAAGUUGUUUCUCACUGUAAGAAGCUGACCAAGAAGAACAAGGAGCAGCUGUCGGACAUGAUGGACGUGGAGAGAAGUAAAGGACUGAAGGCUCUGAGCAGAGAGAGGAGGGAGAGGCUGGAGGCCUACCAGCACCUGUUCUACCUGCUGCAGACGCAGCCUUCCUACCUGGCUCAGGUGAUCUUCCUGAUGCCUCAGAGUCGCUCCACCUCCUUCAUGGAGAUGUUGGUGUUCAGUCUUUUUAACUACGCCUCCGACAGCAGGGACGCUUUCCUGCUGCUGCAGCUGUUUACUGAGGCUCUACGACAUGAGAUCAGAGUGAAGGUGGAGCAGCCUCGGGACGUGGUCACAGGGAAUCCCACCAUCAUCAAGAUGCUGGUGAACUUCUACCGUCAUGCUCGCGGUCAGAACACCCUGAGGGAGUCUCUGGGUCCAGCUCUGCAGGACGUCCUGCAGGACCGGACCCUCAGCAUCAGGACUGACCCUGUGGAGGUCUACAAGACCUGGAUAAACCAGACUGAGACCCAAACUGGACACAAGAGUUCCCUUCCCUACGAGGUGUCUCCUGAAGACGCUCUGUCUCACCCUGAAGUUCAGAGACGGAUUGAUAUUGCCAUCAUAAACCUGAAGAACCUGACGAACCGUGUUCUCAAAGCCAUCACCUCCAAUCUCCAGAAACUCCCAUAUGGUCUCCGUUACACGGCCAAAGUGCUGAGGGACGCCCUGAAGACAAAGUUUCCUGCAGCCAGCGAGGACGAGCUCUACAAGAUUGUCGGGAACCUGGUUUAUUACCGCUACAUGAACCCAGCCAUCGUGGCUCCAGAUGGCUUCGAUGUGGUGGACCGCUCUGCUAGCUCUGCCCUGCAGCCUGAGCAGCGCCACAUCCUGGGCUCCAUAGCACGCAUGCUUCAGCAUGCCGCCGCCAACAAGCACUUCCACGGGGAUGGAUACCACGUUCAAGCCCUGAACCAGUACAUCAGCCAGACGCACAGCAAGUUCAGGAGGUUCCUGGUGUCUGUCUGUGAUGUGCCAGAACCAGAGGACCGGUUCAGCAUGGACGAGUACUCAGAGCUGCUGAUCGUCAACAGACCUGUGAUCUACAUCUCUGUCAGUGAGCUGCUCAACACACACAAGUUGUUAUUGGAGCACCAGGAGGUUUUGUGUGAAGACCCAUCAGACCCCCUUCGACUGAUACUGCAGGACCUGGGUCCAGUUCCAACCCUGCAGGAGCUCACUGGUACUACAGAUAAUACUACGGCUGGAGAGACUUCUCUAGCAGGAGAUCCAGGAUCUGAGUCCAGUAAGAUGGAAGUUUCUCUGACUCUCACCAACAGGUUUGACAUCUUCAGCGAGUCUGAUGGCAAACCAGACACCAGAGGACUGCUGCUCAGCACUAAACAGCUGAUCAUCGACAUUAUCAGGACUCAGUCAGGUGACUCUCUGAGUGACAUCCUGAGAACAAAGACCUUACCUGACCAGGAAGUGUGCCAUGAUUGGCUGAUGCAGCGUCGGGCCCAGCAAGAUUCUCGAACACCUGAGAAGAUGAAGAGGAACCAGUCUCUAGUUGCCAAUGGCAACCUGAGUCUGGAGGAGAAGAAAAGAAAGGUGCUGCGGAGUCUUCGUCGUCUGGAGGCUCUUGAGGUCCUGAGACCGCCUCAGACUGAGAACCAGAUCCUGCAAAUGAUCUCCAAGGACAUUCGGCAGCAGCGACUGCACCGUCAGCGCCGGGGGGCGGAGCUUCAGAAGCUCCGUCAGACUCUCAGCCGCCUCCAAGAGAAGAGCAGCUUCCACAGCGAACAGGUGGACUACUACAGACAUUACAUCACUUCCUGUCUAGACAACCUGACCACCAACAGUAAAUCGACCAAUAAGAAGACAGCAGACAGUAAAGGGAAGAAGAGACCUCCCACUUUGAGCUACAGCGCCACCCGGCUGCAGGAGAAGGGAGUUCUGUUGGAGAUCGAAGACCUGCCAAGCACACAGUUCAAAAACGUCAUCUUCGACAUCCUUCCUGGACCAGAGAAAGGAACUUUCAACAUAAAAGCUCGAUUCCUUGGAGUCGAGAUGGAGGAGUUCCUGCUCAAAUACCAGGACUUGCUACAGCUGCAGUACGAGGGUGUGGCAGUGAUGAAGAUGUUCGAUAAGGCAAAGGUCAACGUUAAUCUGCUCAUCUUCCUCCUCAAUAAGAAGUUCUUCAAGCAAUGAACCGACGACUGUUCUGGCUUCUCAUUCCGACUGUUGUCAUCUGUUUCUAUUCAGCUCAAUAUACAUCAGAGUGAAGCAUCAUCUUACACUCCUAUCUCUGUAUCUCUUUGUUUUCAGCAGAAGAAAAAAACUUCAGAUUACUUUUAUUUGACAUAAAAACACUGCUGCUAUCAUGUGGUCUACUUUAUGUCUCACCAUAGACUGGGCCAUCCGUCUCAUUCUGUCCUCUUUGGUUUGUAGUAAGUGAGACAUCUUCCUUUAAGCACGUCUUUGGGACUUCUACUCUGUUCUUGUAUCAGUAAAAAUUGAACAGUGUGUCACAUCUAUUUAUACACCUAUCUUUACUUGUUUCUGAUCUCACUAUAUUAUGCAUGUUUUUAAACACUAAGGGAGGCGUCUUCCUUCCUUCCAUCUGUGCACUUUAUAAUAAAACUUAGAUCUGUUUUGAUUGGU